Molecule: messenger RNA, 684 nt
Organism: Astrephomene gubernaculifera
Lineage: Eukaryota; Viridiplantae; Chlorophyta; Chlorophyceae; Chlamydomonadales; Astrephomenaceae
Source: the annotation of a GenBank genome assembly
AUGGCACAAGCAUGCAGCCGUGAGGUCACCGACGGAUGGGAAUGGGUCUAAUGACUAAUGCGCGUCCUGAGGGGGCAGUCAACAGGCCCGGCUGUAGCCCCGGGAAGAUGUGAGCUUUGUGAAUGCCACCAUCCACCAUAAGUUAAAGGUGCCUGGUUGCACCAAAUGCAUGGUUCCCAGGGACAAUGGCUCCGCAGCAGACGGCUCCCUAUUUACUAUUUUGUGCCCACUAAGGAAUGCCUGCUCCUCAUUAUUACUGUAAUGUGUGACUCUUAGAAAGCUUUUUAUGUGACGCUGAGCAGUAUGGCGGACGGCGGGGGCUUCUGCCAGGCAAGCUGCUGCGAAUCAUGCGGCAGCCUCAGCUUCAGCUCCGAGUGGAUGCAAGCGUUCGGAGUUGCUCUGUGUCAUCAGUGCAAGCGGGGUGAGGCGCUCAUAUCAAAGGGCAACGCGAUGACUCUAUACUGUCUAACAGAGAAGGAUUUGCGCGGCUUGGGCUGCCUGACAAAGGAGAAUCCCCAGAAGAAGAACUGGAGCGCCAUGAAGCUCUACCUGCGCGCGCAGGUUGAGGAGCGGGCGCGGCGCAAGUACGGGGACCUGGAGGCGGCUCGGCAGCUGCGGCACGACAAGGCGCAGGCCAAAGCUCAGGGCUGGCUGGCCAAGCGCGCACGCGCCGCAGAUGGGGAG